Molecule: messenger RNA, 2164 nt
Organism: Portunus trituberculatus (swimming crab)
Lineage: Eukaryota; Metazoa; Arthropoda; Malacostraca; Decapoda; Portunidae
Product: amino acid transporter AVT1B-like
Exons: 8
Coding region: 107-1495 (462 amino acids)
Source: RefSeq, a predicted model, not a curated record
GUUUCUUUUCCUUUUCCUUGUUCUUGUUCUUCUCCUUCUCCUCUCCACCUGUUAAAUUGAAACCUCCUCUUUCUCCUCCUCCUCCUCCUCCUCCUCCUCCUUCAGUAUGUCAGUAGAUUCACACUCCAUCUCCUCCUCCUCCUCCUCCUCCUCUAACAAGAAUUUAGCUUUAGAUGCAAAAUUUUCAUCCUCCUCUACGCAAGCGGACAUGACAGACACCCCUGCAGACAUGAAGGGAGGUGGAUCCAGGAGCGGCCUAGGGUACGCCACCACGGCCUUGUUCCUUAUCACGCAGAUGGCUGGCGCUGGCUUCCUGUCGCUCCCUAAGGCUACAGCUAACACGGGCUGGCUGGGGGUGGUGAUGAUGCUGGUGUUCUGUGUGGGCGUCGGGUUCGCAGGCACAAGGCUCGGGAAGUCUUGGGUGAUCCUAGAGGAGCGCUGGCCUGCCUUAUAUGCUGGAGGAUCAAGGCAACCCUACAUGGAUAUUGCCGGAGAGGCGUUGGGCAAGCCAGGCAGGGUGUUCGCGUUGGUGUGUGUGUUUCUGACCCUCUUCGGCAGCAGCACAGUGUACCUCAUCCUUAUGGCGUCCUUCAUUGAGAAUCUGGCGCCGGUGCUGUCUGUGUGCGAGUGGUUGUGUGUGGUGACCCUUGUGGUGCUGCCCUUCACUUGGCUAGGCACACCGAAGGACUUCUGGCAGGCGUCAGUGGUGGCGGCGGCGUCGACAGCGCUGGCGUGCCUGGUGAUCUUCGUGGAGCUGCUGGUGGAGGCGCCGGACUAUCCUGAGCCACACUACCCCAACCCCACCGUGUUCACCUUCGCCCUGGGCUUCGCUUCCAUCCUCUUUGCUUUCGGCGGCGCCUCCGUCUUCCCCACCAUCCAGAACGACAUGGCGGACAGGGCGCUCUUCGGACGUAGCGUUGUCGUUGCGUUCUUCGGCCUGCUAUUAAUGUACCUGCCGGUGGCCAUCACGGGGUACACUGUGCUGGGAGACGCUGUGAAGGACAACAUUCUCCUUAACGUGGAGACGAAGAAGGUAGUGAUCAAGGUGGCAAUAGUGAUGGAGGUGUUGAAUCUUGCUGGUACUUACAUCAUUACCUGCAAUCCCGUUUACCAGGUGUUUGAGGAGCAGCUGAAGAUUGAGAAAGGUUUCGGGUGGCGUCGCUGCGCACUGAGGUCUUGCAUCGUGGCGGCGCAGCUAGUCCUGGGUCUCGCUAUCCCGAUGUUUGACAAGAUUCUGAAUCUAAUAGGAGGAUCGACCGUGACUGCUUGCACCUUCCUCCUCCCUGGGAUUUGUUACCUGAGGCUGACUGACAAGAAGGGAGACUGGCCAGAGAGGUUUGUGCCGCUGUGGGAGAGAACAGCGCUGAUUCUGACGAUCUGCGUGGGUGUGGUGGGCGGCGUCGUGUCCACUAUAUCAGCAGUGUUGGAUAUCAUUAACCCAGAUUCAAUGGGGCAGUCUUGUUUUGCUGAUUUCCACCCUGUUCAGACCGAGUAGAAGGUGACGGUGGCAGUUGAGUGGGUGUGUGUGUGGGUGUAGGUGUGUGGGGAGGGUUGGGGAGGGUGUGGUGUGUUGGAGGGUAGAGGUGGGAGGGCAGGAAAGGGAGAAGGGUAGGUAGAGAAGGGAGGGAAGAAGAUAGAAGAGUAAAUUGAUAGUAUGGUACAUUAUUUGCUACUACUACUACUACUACUACUACUACUACUACUACUACUACUACUACUACUACUACUACUACAGUGUUUUUUCUAUAUAAACUUGUUAUUCUAAGUUAAACCUCUCUUAUGUUAGAAAUAGAGGAGAGACUUCAUUAUACCAAUAUUAUUAAGUAUUAUACAACUAACAUUAAUAAACUCAACCUAAUUCAACUUAAGCCAACAUAUCUUAAACAUUUUUUCAUAUAUAUCUUUAGGCCAUCUUUCUACUUUGUCACAUUAUUUUCUUAUAUAUUUAAUUACUCUGUUUUAAUUGAUUACUUGUAGGCCUGUGAUGAAAAUAGGGAAAGGCAGGAUAGAGUAUGUUUUCUUAUUAUUCUUUUGCACUUUUAUAACUUCAUGCUAAGUUUUGGAACAUUCUGCAUUGUAUAAUUAGUUGUGGACGAGAGAGAGAGAGAGAGAGAGAGAGAGAGAGAGAGAGAGAGAGAGAGAGAGAGAGAGAGAGAGAGAGAGA